AUGGGCACUGAGAGUGAUUACCAGGCGCUGCCAAGUGGCGAAGACGUUGAAUUUGUCUCGCGAAGACGCAAGCAGACUUUAUGGACUAGUAUUUUCGCUGGACUGUUCUUUGUUCAAUCAGCAGCGGUCUGGGGUUUGCUAUGGGCCAACUUCCGUCCAAACACCGCGAUUCUGACGGGAGCGAGUGUACAGAGUAUCCCCGUUUUCGAUACAGACUAUUAUCAAGAUGAGAUGCAGGGCUGGGUUCCAUACAUCACCAAGGCUUUUAACAACCACAUCCGCCCCGACAGGCAUAAUGAGCGCUACAUAAUCGAGUUCGAGGACGGGGAACCAGAGUACGUGGGUGAGCCCCGGCCGGAGAUCGAUGGGGCUUGGGAAGAAAUAUUGUCUGGUGCGUAG
This is a messenger RNA of Colletotrichum higginsianum IMI 349063, 399 nucleotides long. RefSeq lists its product as uncharacterized. NCBI's taxonomy places the organism in Eukaryota, Fungi, Ascomycota, Sordariomycetes, Glomerellales, Glomerellaceae. The record is from RefSeq and is a predicted model, not a curated record. The transcript has 2 exons. Bases 1 to 399 code for a protein of 132 amino acids.